Messenger RNA from Oryzias melastigma (Indian medaka), 2955 nucleotides. RefSeq names its product actin-binding LIM protein 1. The transcript has 20 exons. The record is from RefSeq and is a predicted model, not a curated record. Gene Ontology annotation, cellular component: stress fiber; actin cytoskeleton. Gene Ontology annotation, biological process: lamellipodium assembly; cilium assembly; cytoskeleton organization. The coding region runs from base 328 to 2280 and encodes 650 amino acids. Lineage: Eukaryota; Metazoa; Chordata; Actinopteri; Beloniformes; Adrianichthyidae. Gene Ontology annotation, molecular function: actin filament binding.
AAAUCCAUACAUAUCUUGAUCAUCCAAUACCAGGGUAGCCAUAAUCUGCUUAAAGAGUUUCUCAAUCAAUUGCUUACUGCUUCUGGAAUCACGUACUAGAGUCUCUGGCACGGUGGACAGAGGGAUACCUGAGCAAGACAGCCGGGAGUUUAGAUCCUGCCUUUGCCAUGAAGAUAAACCCUAAAAAUACGCCUCGCUUAAUCUUCUUAGAGGGCUUGUGAUAGGACAUACACAGAGUCAGAGAGCAGCUUAACACCUGGCAUCCAAAAGAACUUCGGCUCUGCUGUGUGAUUUCUACCUCAGAUUGUCGUGUGAAGUCUCUGCAGGAUGAACAGGUCGGCUCUUCUGAACCUCAACAAUCUGGGGAAGAUCUGCGGCUCCAGCCACAGCAAUGACAUGGUGGUGCUGGACCGGGUGAAGAGGAAGAACUCCGUGAGGCGCAUGUCGAUCAUAGAAGAUGGGGAGCUUGCGGAGGUCCUCUACCUGAUUCCCAAGCGCUCCAUGAUGGAGCAGCUGCCCUUCAUCAACCCAGAAGACUACAUCCUGUGUGAAAAGCUGGCAGGAAUUCCUGCCGAGCUGUCAGUUCUGCAUAUUCAAGAUGGCAGCCAGCCCCGUCCCAUGGCAGAAAAACAUGGCGUCCACUGUUUCAGAUGCAGGGGCUCAUGCAAAGGAGAAGUGCUGAGAGUGCAGAGCAGCUACUUCCACAUCAGGUGUUUCACAUGCAAAGUGUGUGGCUGUGACUUGGCCCAAAGUGGCUUCUUCAUAAAGAACGGGGAGUACCUCUGCCCACUGGACCACCAGCGGCUUCAUGGCACGCUGUGCAACAACUGUGGAGAAUUUGUGGAAGGGGAGAUGGUGACGGUCUUAGGAAAAACCUACCACCCAACCUGCUUUGUGUGCAGCAUUUGCAAGCAGCCUUUUCCUGCCGGGGACUGCGUCACCUUCAGGGGAAAGGACUGCCUCUGUCAGCGCUGCGUUGAGCCGGUAUCUCCUCCUAAUCAGAUCAACUACCCCAAUUACUGUGCAGGCUGUGGUAGAGACAUCAAGAAUGGCCAGGCUCUGUUAGCUCUGGGGGGUCAAUGGCACAUUGGAUGCUUCAAGUGUACAACCUGCAGGAAGGUUCUGAGUGGGGAAUACAUCAACAAAGAUGGUGCUCCAUACUGCGAGAGGGACUACCACACUCAGUUUGGGGUGAAGUGUGAGUCCUGCCAGAAGUUCAUAACGGGAAAAGUUCUUGAGGCCGGGGACAGAAACUUUCACCCCAGCUGUGCAAGAUGCAGCCGAUGUGGUGACGUUUUCACAGAAGGAGAAGAAAUGUUUCUUUUGGGUUCGACAAUUUGGCAUCCGCAUUGCAAAGACGCCUGCAGGAACGACGACGUCUUUCGGCCCAACAGGUCGUCCUCUGAGAGCUCCUGCUCAAGGCCGGGCUCAUGCACUCCAGGAAGUCCAGGUCGAACCAUCUGUGCCAAAGUAGACAAUGAGGUCAUUGAUUACCGAGACUUAGCAGCAAUUCCCAGAGUCAAGGCUAUAUUUGAUAUAGAGCAUCCUGACAUGAUAUCUUAUAAGUCAGCGAAUGACAGAUCCGAUACUUUCGACAAAAAGGAAACGAAACAAGACAGACAAAGCCCCGCAGAGUCCCGGGAAAGCAUCUCUAAAGCAGCAGAGGAGAACUUUGAAGCAAAAACAAGAACAAGUAAUGGAUCUUCCCACCAUCAUCACAGCUACACUCCCACCCUGUCCAGAUCACCACAGCACUUCCACCGACCAGUGCUUUCACCUCCUUUACUCCGGGGAAAAAACUCCCCAACUCCUCCUUUAGGUCACCCUUUUCCCUCUAAACCUACAGCAGAUGAAGGCUUCGAUAUGUAUAGAAGACCCCCAAUUUAUAAACAAGAUCCAAGUCCAUCUGUUUCUCAAACAAACUCCCUGCCAAGAUACAGUCACAACUUCCUGAGACUGCCUCAAUCAGCUGAUUUCUGCAGCCGCAACACUCAAGUAUUCAGCUUCAAGCUUCCCCAUGAUGAACUGAUUCCAUUAACACAAAUGGACAGAGGAGUGUCUAUGCCUAAUUUGCUGGAUCCUAAAGUGUACCCAUUCGAAAUGCUCACUGUUGCAAAUCGAGGUCGAGUAAAGCUUCCCAAAGAUGUUGACAGGACAAGACUUGAGCGGCAUCUAUCUCCAGAUUCCUUCUUUGAAAUCUUUGGAAUGAGCAUCCAGGAAUUUGACAGGCUUCCACUUUGGAAACGAAAUGACAUGAAAAGGAAAGCAAACCUCUUCUAGAAGCCGCCUGCUGCUUUUGAUUUUCAGAUCAUUUACGGAUCUAAAAAUAAAACUUUCAUUGUUUUAUGUCUGGCAUAAAUUACUUCUUGAAAUAAGAGAUUUGUUACAAACCUUUUUGGAGAACAGGAGAACUCAACACGAAUGAAGAGAUUUUAGUUUGGAGCAAAACUGUUACAUAUUUUCCUGUAGAGUUUGUGUCAACUUUCUGCCUUUUUAUGGUAUAGACAAGUGAUCCUAUUUGCAGUAGGUAUUUGCCUACCUACAAAAAACUACACAUUGGUACUUUUGUUUUUUAAGCAUUUGUUAAGGAUUUAUGUACAAAUUUGUGUUGUGGUUAGUAAAAACAAUCACACAAGGAGGUUAAAAAUGAAUAAUGAAACACUGGUUUGUCUGUUUUUGUUCCACACUAACCUUCUUUGAUCACCAGUACAAUCUAAUCCUAAUUAUUAAAGACUUAAAUUAACAAAUAAUAAAAAGGUUUUUACUUUAGUGGUUGAAUGUGCAAAUCUGUUGUUUAAUUCUGAGGCACACAAACGCUUUUACAAUCAUAAAUAUUAUUAUAUUUAUGUUUUUUAAAGUUUUAUCCUAAAGCAUUUGUUGUAAAGAUGACUGAUAAUGUAUUUGUUACCCAGCACUGCCAACUCAAGCACCCCAAAUAAAAGCUUGCACUCUUUG